Molecule: messenger RNA, 2295 nt
Organism: Pyricularia oryzae 70-15
Lineage: Eukaryota; Fungi; Ascomycota; Sordariomycetes; Magnaporthales; Pyriculariaceae
Exons: 4
Coding region: 1-2295 (764 amino acids)
Source: RefSeq, a predicted model, not a curated record
AUGUGCCUGGAUCCCAGCUUUACGACGGACACCAAAGCUGACGGUUUUAUAAUAGACAUCAGCAAAGAUUUAAGAAUCACGCUGAUGGAUGAGUAUACGAACGAAAAGAAGCCAGACGACGGGGAGUUUUACUACAAGAUUCGUCAAUUCCAAGGGGCUCUCGGGCCCAAAAAUCCAUAUUUCGAAAUGCGAUGGUGGGCUCGACUUGCGUCCAUCGCGGAUACGAAAAACAAAAAACAAAGAUUGCAGCAAUUGUUGGGCCACGCUCAGUUUGGGCCAGCUUUCGAUGCUUUCCUGAAAAUCCCGGCCCUAUACGGGGGCAUGCGCCUUGGCAUGGUCAACAAAAUGAUUUGUCUCAAGUGCCACGACCUUCUUUUGAACUUCUUGAAUCGAAUGAAGGAUUUUUACUUUUUCGUAUUCGACAAUGAUGAAAACAAAAUGAGAAAGGUUACCAGAGCAGAUAUAGCAGCGCUGCAAUUAACUGCCCCUGGCGCAUUUACAUCGGAGGCGGUCGCUCUCCGCGGCCGCGUUGAAGGCGGCGAUGUUUUUCAAGCAUUUAAUUCCGACGAGAGGAAGGAAAUUUGGUCCAGGAUUUGCUCGAAAACCAAAAAUUCCUUGGUGCCGUCGCUUUUCCAAUUUUUCGAGAAUCUGAAGUAUUUGAAGGGUCCUGCCGACUGCAUGAAAAUGCUAAUCAACCCUAAACGGAGAGAUACCAUCCAAUCGGCACUGGAGGAUGCUUUUAGUGGGUUUGAUAAUCCGACCGACGCAUGUGCGGUGCAGAUAGGGCGCCACAAGUUCAAAUAUGCUCGAGUGGAUCCCGACGAUCGGUUCAGUAUUCUGUACCGACAGUUAUGGCUCUUUGCCUUCCGCGAAGGGAUGGGCAUGGAAAAAAAAGCGAAAAAGCGACUGGCAGGGCCCCGUGUCGAACAUGCAAACGAGGGGGUUCUUUUUGAAUUCGCAGCGAUGGCAAACAUGUUUGGGUUCAGUAACGACCAAAUCAAAGCACUAAUGCAGCAAGACCCAGAUGAAAGCAUGGCCCGACGCUUGCUUGACACGGCGAGGGACCCAGCAAUAUACAGGUACAUGAGGAAAGACGAUUGUGUAAAGAAAAUAGUUCGUAUCAUUCGCGAGGCCGAGCCGCACGAAAGCCGAGAAGAUACGUCUGAUUCCGGCAUAGAUGGAGAAGAGAAGCGGUCAAGUCGCUGCGGGUUGCCAGCCGUGUGGGAUUAUGUCGAAAACAAAAAUUUACUUUUUUUGGCCGAUUUGCAUCGCCCAUUGCCAACAAACGAUCGGCUGAGAUUUGACUUCAUACAGCGAUCGAAUUACUUUUCUUUUUUCGGUGACCGCAUCGCCUGUGAAGAUGAAAUCCUGGAGGCAGUGACAGAUACCAGCCAAGCUGAAUGUACCGGCGUCACCGCCUGCAUUACCCAAGAGGUGCCUGGUAACUGGGAGCAGUCGGUACCACGGUCUCCGACUUUGCCGGACAAUUAUCAGGAGCAGGUCCAUACAGCUACACGCCACCUGCAGGAUCUUGAGGAGAGUUUGAAGUUACUAAAUGUGAAGAAAACAGAAACAGAGACGGAGCUCGGACAAUUGCAACAAGAAAUUGGGCAAAAUCGGAACAUGAAUGAGUCCCUUGCGCAGCAGCUAAGGCAUUUGCAAAACGAAGGAACCAAGCUUGAAACCACAAUUGGGAUGCUAAAGGCUGAAGAAGCCAGAAAGAGUAACAAUAUACAGCGGUUGGAGCAGAUAGAAUCAGACAUUAAUCACAGGAUCGAGGCUAGUCGUCUACAAAAUGAGCAGCUUUCCGGAGACGAAACGAAGCUCCGGACCACGAUAGCAGAGUUGGAAAGCAUGAAGGAAAAGAAUGUUCAAACAGCAAACCAACCAUUCACCACAACAAAAACCCAAGAGGUCCAACGUGAAUCUAAUCGGUUAUCCGGGACGACGGCUAGAGCCAAAGAACCUGAUUUAAAUUCAGGAGAAAUCUGCGUAAAAUUUAUGGUCAAGGAAUGGAUUGUUGCGCAUGAGCUUUGGGUCAACCGAUCUAAACCCUCAGAGUUCCAAAGAGUAGUACGAAAGUAUUUGAGAAAGGGGAUGGGCACUUUUGAUCGUGAGCAGCGGCAAUUAUCGCCAAUAAACUGCCUCAAUCUGCUCAUAGAGACGCAGCCGCCAUUCCAAGUUUAUCUUAAACCCAACUGGGAAGUGGAAAAGCUGGGAGGUCCUCGUCCCAAAGCGGCAAACAAAAACAUCAAAGACGGAUCGACAGCAAUGGUAAGCUCCCCCCGGCAGUGA